Messenger RNA from Bufo bufo (common toad), 10051 nucleotides. RefSeq names its product cysteine and serine rich nuclear protein 2 (gene CSRNP2). Lineage: Eukaryota; Metazoa; Chordata; Amphibia; Anura; Bufonidae. The coding region runs from base 1399 to 2949 and encodes 516 amino acids. Gene Ontology annotation, molecular function: DNA-binding transcription factor activity, RNA polymerase II-specific; sequence-specific DNA binding. The record is from RefSeq and is a predicted model, not a curated record. Gene Ontology annotation, cellular component: nucleus. Gene Ontology annotation, biological process: regulation of transcription by RNA polymerase II. The transcript is spliced from 5 exons.
UGCCCAAUCUCAGGUGACACAGACCCCAGCCAUUGGAGUCCUCCCAAUACAGAGUACACCUGGGGCGUCCUCGCCUCUCCCUGCCAUUGAUUCCUAUAGGAAGAGGCUGAAUGGGGUGGGGAGAGGACUCAGAGCGCUGCCCAAUACUGAGCUUAGCCAAAUGACCAGGUCAAGUCAAUAGAGGGAUCUAUAAUUUUGGUGAGGGUCUGUGCCCCCCUCAGAUGGGGCAGCAGGUGCCUGAACAUAACCCUUGUAUUGUGCUGCUAAAUUCCCAAUGGCUACGAGGAAUUGCUUAUAAGCAGUCGCCCGGCAAGCAAAAUGGCUUCCAAGUGAAGUAAUGCUGGUGCCGGACAGGACCUCGUCUCCACUGUGCGUUACUACAGGCAGCACCACCACCGACGAGACCUCCGCCACAUCCGCAGCUUCUCUCUGCACGUCACGUGACCCGCCCGCUGCCUCAACUCAACACAAAAAAGACGAAGCUUUCUCCACAGGAACCACCUAACCUGCCAGCGGCCAAACCACGCGAGACUUCCCGGCAGCUCAGCGCUAUGGCAACGCCCCUGUGUGGAAGCGCCGCGCUAACGCCGCGGUUCUCUUACGAGGGGCUCGGCGCGUGCGAUAAAUUCUCCCCUCUCACCCUGCGGAGUCUCGGAAGAGAAUGUAGAGUCCGCAAUCCUCCCAUAGCUGCCUCAUAACCCUUGACCCCUCCCACACACUGCAGCAUCUCCCAUCGUGCCAUGCGCGCACCGGACUACAUUUCCCAGAGAGCUGCGCGGCGCCGCGUGACGUCACAAUGUCUAUAAGUGGAUACAUUGUAACGCUCUGAGCCCAUUGUUACCGAUGUAUGGAGCCGGGGCGGACAGGGCAGGACGCGGCCGCUUUCCCCGAGUUCUUUUUCAGUUGAGGUGACACCCGGGUCGUGGAAAAGCAACCCCCCCCGCCCCGUCCUCUCCUCUGCACCAGCCGGUCCCUGCUCCCGACAGAAAUAAAUCAAUAAACGCCCUUUGCUUGUUGACUGAGCUUCUCUGCAGGAUUGUUAGCAUCCUCACUAGAAAGGAGACCGACGAGGAGAUGACAUUACAGCGAUCUGCUGCAUCCCCGGCCCCCACGGCUUGCACGUCUCCCCGCCUUCCCCUGUAGCCUUAUCCAUCGAUCCCUUCCGCCCCGGCUUCGAUUAAACCCCCCCAUAACCAAUGCUCUGGUCAUCUGCCCCCUGUCGCCCCCGGUACCGAUCUGUUCUCACCUACCCUUCCUCCAUCGGACCUUCUAAUUCGUGUGCGACAUAGCUCGCCCUUCAGAAAAAGAAAAUAAACGACAUCCAAGCAGAUCGGCCGAUCAUCGGACUAGAAGAAAGCUCGCCUUUAGAAAAAAAAAAAAGAAGCAACCCUGAAACAAAUGGAUGCUGUGAUGAGCAGAAGCCUGAAAAGAAAGUUUGAAGAAGUAGAUGCUGGAUCGCCAAUUUCUACAUCAAAAGAUUCUGAUGAUGAGAUCUCCAACAGCGAUAGUGCGGACAGCUGUGACAGCAUCAACGCUCCUACCACCACUGAACUUAUCCCAACAUCCAUCCUGAAGCGGCAGAAACUUCUGAGACAAAAGAAUGUCCGUUUCGACCAAGUCACUGUCUAUUACUUCUCACGUCGCCAAGGUUUCACUAGUGUGCCAAGCCAAGGUGGUAGUUCCUUGGGAAUGGCCCAGCACCACAACUCCGUGCAAAAAUACACGCUCUGUGAGUUUGCCCAGGAACAAGAAGUGACACACCGGGAAAUUCUGCGUGAGCACCUAAAGGAGGAGAAACUUCAUACAAGGAAGAUGAAGCUGACAAAAAAUGGUACGGUAGAAUCAGAAGAAGCUGAAGGCCUCACUUUGGAGGAUGUCUCGGAUGAAGAUAUAGAUGUUGACAACGUUGAAGUGGACGAUUACUUCUUCCUUCAGCCGUUACCAACGAAGAGGCGCAGAGCUCUUCUUCGAGCAGCUGGUGUUCAUCGCAUAGAUGCUGAAGAAAAGCAGGAACUCCGAGCCAUCCGUCUUUCUAGGGAGGAAUGCGGGUGCGACUGUCGACUCUACUGCGACCCAGAAGCUUGUCCAUGCAGUCAGGCUGGGAUCAAAUGUCAGGUGGAUCGUAUGUCCUUUCCAUGUGGGUGUUCUCGAGAUGGCUGCAGUAAUAUAGCUGGCAGGAUAGAAUUUAACCCUAUACGUGUACGGACCCAUUAUCUACACACUAUCAUGAAACUUGAGCUGGAAAAUAAGCGCCAGCAUCCACGACCUCAACCCCUUGAAGAGGAGCAUCCUCAUGCCUCUCUCGCUGUCCAUCCUCACCAUGAGACACAGGACUUCCAUGAAUUCAUUGCUGAAAACUAUCACUUGGAAAACGAAGCCGCUGUCAGACACCUGCAAAGUGCAGAGGAGCGCCAGAGGCUCUUGGAUGAGGGUGAUGAGGCUUCUAGUCUCAGUCUGGACUCCAGCGUGGAGUCUCUAGAUGUUUGUCUUUUGGAGACUCCUAUGUCAUUGCCACCGUCCACUUGCCAUUCCUCCAUCAAUCCAGUUUUGUUGUCUUCUAGCUCUUCUGUCCUCUGUUAUACUGAUGAGGACUCUGGGAGACCAGCCACACCACCGGAGUACACUGAUGGAAGUGUGGUGUCCAUUUAUAAUCGCAAUGCAACAGGAUUAGACACAGGGUCAGGCGUGAUCGAAUCUGUUCACUCUGAGGCCACUAAGCUAAGUGGCUCUGUAAAGGUUAACACUGAGACUUGCACUAUAAUUACCCCCUGCUCUAAAGAGGUGGACCCGGCCUCCGAGCCUGGGGGCAAUUCCUCUGACUUGGCAUCUCAGACUAAUGGGCAACUAGACACCUGCAUAAGUGAAGGGGGCAAGCUGCGAGAAGAAACUGAGAGCCAAACCUCUUGGUCAGGCCAGCCUUUUCCUGCAGAGAGUAACUUGACCGCCUGACACUUUUGGCAAACAUUUUGCACACGCCGCUCCCAACUUACCCCUCCACUUAUAACCCCAUUACUCCCUUGUCUUACUACCCUGUGCACACCUAUGAAAGAAAUCUAUUUAUACAGGCUUCGUCCUCCUUUAUUAAGGUCCAUUUUUGUUAUUAAGAGGAAAAAAAUCACUCAAUUUUCAAGACAAAAAAAGACCCAAGCCCUUUUUUGUUUUCUGCUGCAAGAGUGACUAUGACUUUUAUAAGUAACUCGGCAACAUUUUCUCCAAGCCAACAGAAGACUUCUGCAUUCAUGGCCUUGAAUAGAUUUGGGGUGACGUACUAUUUGGCUGGUAUUUUAUCUUUUUAUUUUUUGCAAUAUUUUCUCAAUCGUUUCUCACCAAGUCACUUUAGGUACAUCAGGCCUGGUUGCCAAACUAUUAGCUAUUAUGGCCCACAAAUUGUGGUCAGCUACUUUGCUCCUGAUUUUCAGGAUUUGAUCUGAUCUAUCCUUGAGCCCUUAGUUGUCCUAUAGACGGCCUAUCUAUAAUAAUUGGAGCCUAAUGUGUAACUAAAGCAAACCCAUCCAGGUAGUAUGGUGCUAUUGAGUAGGGUUAGAGUGAAAGCUCAAGAGUUUGGAGGGCUGAGCUGCCUUUUUUGUCUUUUUUUAUUUUAUUUUUUCGUGUGUCUUUUAAAAUUUCAAGCCCCAGUGCAGACGCACUUUAAAUUUAAGACAAGUCUUUAAAACAGGUCUAACCUACAGGACUCUCCUCUACUUUAUGAAGCUGCUAAUCUUUCCACCUGGACAAUGUGAGGGGGGACAGUUGUACUUCUUGUGCUCUUUAACGUGCUCGUCAUUUAUCCAUAUGGAUUCACAGUAUCUAUUUCAAGCAGUGACCCCAUUCACUAAGGGGUUAGUGCCUAUGUGUAAACAAGCAGUAUGUAUACAGUCCUUUUUUUAAAAAAAAUUAGGUUUUUACAUUGAAUUAUUGUGUUUUAAAUUAUGAAAUGGAUUCAGAAUAUUUAUUUCCAGGUAUUAACGAUCAACCUGUUUGUUUUAUCUUUGGCAAAAGUAUAAAAGAAAGUAGACGCUGCAGUGGUUUUAUUGCGCCGCAGAUGGCGGUCCUUGCAGUAGUCCGACAUAGCUUUAUUGGCGGAAUCAAAGAGCUGACAUUAUAACAUCCAUCUGAUCUAACAGGUUGGUUGAAAACUGGCUAAUAAAAUGUUGCCACCUACAGCUAGGAUGGUGCAGAUUUUGGUCUUAGUGUGUUUCUUUUAGCCUAAAAAGUUAAAUUUGUGACAUUUUAGCCUACUGUAAAAAUUUCCCCUGUAAAUGAUCUUGCUAAGAACUUAAUGCAUUCUAAAAUCUACGACUGCACUGAGGCGAUGCUGGGGUGCUAAUCAAACUUUCGUGAAUUGCAAUACAAGGCAAAAAAAAUAAAUGUAACUGACCCUAAAGAGUUAUCGGUCACAAAUUUAAAAAAAAAUGCUAUCCCUUUUAGUUUUUUAUUUAUGGUUUUAUUAUAGAUUAUACAUUGUAUCAGCUAGUGGCUGUGAUCUCCAUGACAUACAUUGUCCUAUGCCGGUAGAUGUGUCAGACCUCACCCCUUUUAUGUAAUCUCCCAUUACCUACACAGGCAGUCACUUGUCAGAUGCACACUGCCAUGCUCCUACUAAACUUCCCCAGGGUAGGAUUUGUGGAUGUUGGGUUUGAAGGAUUUGGUUAUUUCCAUUGUAGCAAAUUAGCUCACACCAGCUAAAAACACGGAAAUCAGACAUAAUAUCGGACAUGACAGUCUCUUUCUAAUAAAACUAUGACCAGCACCUCACAUGGAUCCAGUAAUCUCCCCAUUCAUUGCUCCAAUUGUUCCACUAGAUUUUUUUUUCCGGCUGGCAGCGCAGGGGGAGUGUCCUUUCUGCUGUAGCUCUUUCCUUGUAACUGCCACCGCUUCUAACAGGCUGGCUGGUGACAGUUGAAUAUUUAAACUGAGCGUGUGCGACCACCUCAGUAAGAUGGACAAGAAAAAAGGAAAAGAACAAACAGCAGGUGGCGCUGUACAGAUUCCUUUUAUGCAAUAGCUUAGUGACUAUACUAAAUUUCUAAUUACAUGUCAUUACAAAAAUCUUCAGAUCUAGGUGCUGGUUUGAAAAAUGUAGAAUAUUUUACAUAGCACGACCCCCUUAAGAAACGUAGGUGCUGUAUGUCAAGCUAAUGUGUCUGUGGUUACAACUUCUAUUCCAUAAUGUUUUAAGGAUGUUGAAGGAUGCGUAUUUCAUCGUCACAUCUGGAGCUAUACGUACGCUAUACAAUUACCGUGUUUUAGGCAUCAUUAGCCGUCCCCGCUAAAUUAAGGGACCCACUGAUACUGAUACUAAAGAGUGGUUUUCUUGUUGCACAGAGGAAGGAGAGCUUGACGUAUUCCCUUGCUUCUGCUUUGUGGUAUUGUGAAUUAAAGGAACCCUGCUGGGAGAACUUAUACACAGGGUUUGAGGGGGUGGUGCUGGAGUUUUCUCUGUGAACCUCAGUGUCAUGCCCCGCCUUGUCACAACCUGCAUUAGGCUUAGCGCCUGGAGUGUUCCUUUAAUGAUGUUCAGCUACUACAUGGAAUCUCCAUGGCGUGCUCCAUGCCCAUACUUGAACAAUCUUUGCACUCUACACACAAGGUUGUUUUAAAGCCAUUCGUUGUGUGUUGCAUCAUUGGCUAUGAUUAUGGUGGUUCUCUGGCCAGGUUUCCCAUAGGGAAUGGCGGCUUCCAUUGGCAAGGAAGGUCUUUGCCAAGGUUGCGAAAUAGAGACCGUCACAAAUAGACCAUGAAACAGAAGUGUCACAAUUACUCAGUGCAAAAUGUAUUUAACAUUGAGAGGAUUAGACAAGAAAAUAAUUUCAACCUCAGAUUAGCUUUCUAAUGUAUUCUGGGAAAGGUUUCUGGAAAGCUUAAUUGCGGCUUUCGAAGACGCCUAUUUAAAUUUUUUAUUCAUUGUGUGUGGGAGGCAAGACAGAUGAGGACCUUACAGUGAAAGCAAAUGAAAAUGUCCUCCAUCGAGUCUACUUCUAGUACAAGGUGACAUUCGUACCUCGGCUUCAGCCACAUCUUACUAUGGCUGCCGUUCACAAGCCAUUAUUUCCCUUGCAUUUGUAAUUCCCAGUUUUGGGUGGUGUGGUUAUAUUCCAUGCAUAUAGAUAUUGGUAGGUUUCCUGGACUUGGACUAGAGGAGAGCUGUCCUGAAGCAGAGGAGACGUAGCUAUGCCUGUAUUAUCAGGCUCUCUAUAUCUGUCUAAUACAGUAAUACAACCAGCAGAUUCCUCUUGCUGUAAUCUCAAUGAGAAAUUACCUCCAAGCGGCUGACCUAGAGGAGAAGUCUCUAACCUGGGGCUCUCCAGCUGUUAGGGAACUAUAAUGGCAUCUGCACAGAUGUUGGGCAGAUUAUCGGGAACGAACGUACUAAUGAACAAGCAACAUACUCGUUCAUCGUGUCAAGCUAUCUUUGGUGCGGACACCUCAAUCAUCGUUUCUGGGCAGCAGAUCGUGCUGUGUGAACAGGGAUCUGCUGCGGAGAAACAAAUUUGUAUGAGGUCUCCUUACAAUGGAGGGAAUCACUUAAUGUAAAAUGCCUCCACUGAACACUUCCUUCCCGAUAAUUGUCGGCACAGUGUAAAUGCGCCUGAACACUCUCAGGGCAUGCUAGGGAUUGUAGUUCUGCAACAGCUGGAGUGCCACAGUUUGGGGAUUAUGGCUCCAGAUGACCUUCUGGUGGCCUCAGGUUCUGAAACAAUGCCCCAACAGAGCCCAUGAUGUAGAGAGUGCCUUUCCAAGCUUAGCAGUGGAUGACUUGAUUCGGUUAAGGAAGUUCUGGAAGUUUUCAUAACCUAUGAACGCCUACUGAUAAGUGCGGUGUGUACAAUGCUAUAUUGUAUAGCUUUACUGUACCUUGGUUUGGCACUGGUCUACUUGAAAGCAUCCAUCAUCCCCUAUCAGGGGUUGUAGUAUAUAUUUUUUGGCAAAGUCUGCAGUGCUCAAAAUUGCUGGAACCCAUUAUAAGCUAAUUUGCUGGGACUACAAGGAUACCCACACAUGGGUGCAGGUCAACAUGCAGAAGAGCCACACGAAUUUCUGUGUAUUUCUGCACCCAAACGGCAACAUAAGCAGCAAUUUCUAACCGGUUGUGCCGCGGAUCUCACCCUUCACUAGAAAAGGGUAAAAUCCACAGCUAAAACUACAAACCUAAUUGAUGACAUGCUGCAGAUUUCGAAUUUCUACAAUUUCCCUCCCAAUCCUGUACUACACUGCAUUUUGUUCUGCACGUAUUCUGCCACUUGUGCAGGUACCCUAAUGUGAACAAGGCCUUUAAAGGCGUUGUAUCAUCUUGGAAAUUGGGGACAUAUCACUAGGAUAUGUCCACAGUGUUUGAUAGAUGUGGGUCCUGAGAAUGGAGCCUGCAAAAUGCGCAUGCUCAGCCGCCCUCCACUCAUUUCUAUGGGACUGCCACUCGGCUGUUUUCUGACGUCCUAUUAAAAUGAAUGAGAAGCGCACCACUCAAGCGCGGCCACUGCUCCAUUCACUUCUAUAAUAGUAAUAUUAUUUAUAUAGCGCCAGCAUAUUCCGCAGCGCUUUACAAUUCAGAGGGUUCAUGUACAAAACAAAAGACGUCCUAACGUAACUGGCUGAUAUACAACUGAAACACUAGGAAUUAAGAGCUUACAAUUUUUGGGUGCUUACAGAAAUAGCUGAGCCAGCGCUCGGCUAUUUUUUGGGCACUCCCAUAGAAAUUAAUGGAGGGCACACGUUCAUGCAACCUUCUGCACUUUGCAGGCUCCAUUCUAAGGAUCGGUGCGGGUCCCAGAGGUGGGACCUGCACCUAUCACAUUGGGGGCAUAUCCUAGCAAUAUACCCCCAAUGUCCAAGAUGAUACAACCCCUUUAAAGACUAGAAAAAGGGUCUAUUUUUUCCCCGCUUUCAUUACAGCUCAUCCCUAAUCCCAUUAACCAUUUUAAAAGGUUCCUGAAUGGUUAUGAAUAAGGUGAAAUGAAACACGGUCGUAAUGUGCUGUACUAUGUAUACCCCGGGGGCUUAUGUAGAACUACUUCCAUAAACAUGGCCAUGAAUAGGCAGAUGAAUCGCCAGCACUCCAGAGUGGAUUGGGUAAAAUUGCACUGCUUUAUGGUAGACAUAGAUCAUAGGCCAACCUCUCCAUAAAAACACUGCUUUGAAUCAUGAGUAAGACUAUUUAGAUCGACACACGGAAGCUGUAUUUUUAUGGACAAGAUGUUUUAUGUCUGCAAUAAAGUGAUUUAUAAGAAUAGCGUGGUGAGCUCUGUGGAGCAGCGAGAUGAUGGAAAAGUAGUACUGUACUGACCAGCGGACGACUGCACCACCUGUAAACGAUCUAGGGGGCAGGACCCAUGUCAGCUCUGCUUCAUUUUUGUAUAAUGGAUGCAGUUAUAUUGUUCAUGGCUGACGAUUCAUCUUAGUAUAAUAGCGUUCUCAGACUGCCUUGCACCUAGCGGCGCGGUGAGUGGACAGAUUUCUCAUAGUAUCUUGUGUGCUUGCUUUGCUUAAUUAAUACCCGGCCUUCCCCUUCAGUAAAAGCAAUGAUUAUGUAGGCUGUUGUACAGUAACAGCUCAGCAUUCCCAGUACUGGAACUGGUUUGUAAUGGAAGUUCAUGACUAAAGUUAGAUGAUUCAGCUCCACGUCACACAUGGAAGGAGGUGUUAAAAUGCAGAGCUGCAAUGAACGGUGAACCGGCAGUCAGGAAGUCCUCCUAUACGAGUCUCUGUACUACGUUUAUGGUGUUAUUGCCUUGAAACAAAGGCAGCUUGUACCCCAUUUCAUUAGAAUUCAGCUCAGCUUCGUCUGUCUAGCAGAUCAGUUACAAAAAUUUCCAAGCUGCCCAGAAAACCACCAAUUGCAGCGUUGAUUUUCAAUCUGCAACAUCUCAAUUUAGGAUCUCCACCACAGAUCUCAGUCUUUGCAAUUCAUUGGGUGAAAUUCGUGGCAAAUCCACCUGUGUGAUCAGCUAGAAACCGAACACGUGCCCGAUUGAGAUCACUAGUCUAGUGUUUACUAGUAGUCUAUCCACUCAUUUCAGAUGAUGUACACAGCAGCGAGUAAAAUGAAACUGUGUUCACAGAAUGAAGAAUUUGUGUCUACAGUCGCUUAUCAGUUUUAUACUCUGGCCAGCCGAGAAGAGGGAAUGAACACCUUGAGAAUGCAUGAUUUGAUGGCUAGAUGGUUACUGAGUGCUGAAUGGGAAGCUCCUAGGCACUAUGCUGUGCCUCAACACAUCUGAGAAUUCUCUCGGAACAAAAUAUGAAAUUAAUGUUUUAGUUUUGCUAAAAGGGAUUGUAUAUUAUAUCCUUAAAUUUGCACCCAAAAUCUUAAUAUUACUUCAUUAGAGAUGCACUUGUAUUAAACGCUAUAAAAUAAAUAAAUUCAUAAAUGGAGAGUUUCUGGCACAGAAUCAGUCUCCUUCUCCCUCUGGCAGGUGACAAUAUAGUCCCAGCCUCUUCAAAGACUCUGCUCCUCCCCUGACUAGCAAGUCAUAGCUUUUUUUUUUUUUUUUUAUCUGCUGCUCUGCAUUGACCAGAGGAUCUCUAUGCAGAGACCUGGCUUUGGGGAGAGUCACUACACUUGAUCUUAGCCAAAAGGCAGAGAAGUGAUGGGGGAGAGUCACUGAGUAUGUGUCCACCAUCACUCAGCAGAUGGACAUGCACAUGACUAUGCACGUUGAACACCAGGUGGUGUCAUACUAUGUAAGUAAACAUUUUCACAGCAUGUAGUGGCAAAUAUUGGCAAUUUUUUUAUGAUCUAAGAAUCAUCAAAUUAACAGCUAUUUAACAAGUUCUAAAUUAUCAUUUCUUUUCUUUUAAAGGGUUUGUCCAAGUUGUGAAAAAAAAUAAUAAUAUAGAAGUGUAAAUCUGAUGGGCAGCAAUAUAUAACUGAGCUAAGCAAGUUUUAGGUAAAAUAAAAAUAUAUAUAUAUAUAUAUAUUUCCUCAUUUCCCUGGUUCUCUUCUGGCUCUUUGUUUACCAGCAAUAACAACAAUAUCUGCCCCUCCCCCUGCUCUGCAAAGGGAGUGAAUACAAGUGCUGCCCUGAGUGACAUGCCUGGGAGACUCAGCAGCAUG